Serpula lacrymans var. lacrymans S7.9 is the source of this 1304-nucleotide messenger RNA. RefSeq lists its product as uncharacterized. The transcript is spliced from 6 exons. The record is from RefSeq and is a predicted model, not a curated record. Gene Ontology annotation, cellular component: cytoplasm; actin filament. Gene Ontology annotation, biological process: barbed-end actin filament capping; actin filament depolymerization. Bases 95 to 1156 code for a protein of 353 amino acids. Gene Ontology annotation, molecular function: actin filament binding; actin monomer binding. NCBI's taxonomy places the organism in Eukaryota, Fungi, Basidiomycota, Agaricomycetes, Boletales, Serpulaceae.
GGCAUAGUCACUUAGCACAAUACUACCAGGUUAUAUACAGUCAACACAGAAAGCUAUAAGAAAUUGCUUUGUUACACCAUCCAGUCCGCGCAACAUGUCUGCUACAUCAGGUAUCCAAGUAUCACCUGAACUCGUCGAAUCGUUCUCUGCAGCCGUAGAGUCAAAACAAGUCCGUUUCAUCAAAGUUGCUAUCCGCAUGCACGACGAAUCGCUCGCGCCUGUCGCCGUGAUAGACGUUUCAGGAUCGCUCGAAGAAGACUUGCUUCAGUUGCAGGAUCUCUUGGAUGACAAGGAGCCAGCGUAUGUCUUGACCCGUCUUGAUGAUCCGCCCUCAGAAUGGCUCGCGAUAAACUACGUGCCCGACUCUGCUACAGUCAGAGACAAGAUGCUCUAUGCCUCGACUCGCAACUCUCUAACAAAGUCACUUGGGUCCGCUGUCUUUACAGACUCUUUAUUCGCCACUGAUAAGACCGACGUCUUGCCUGAAGCCUACGCUGCUCAUAAGAGACAUCUUGCUGCCCCAAAGCCUCUCAGCGCUAGAGAACAAGAGUUAGCUGACGUCAAAGCCGCCGAACGGGAGGGAAGCUCCAGUGCCUACAAUGGCAGCAGGAGUAGGGUGACUCAUAUCCCCACUGGCCCUGGCUGGGAUUGGCCAGAAGAUGUUCGAGGUGCUGUUGAAGAACUAGCUACUCACCCUGGCAAUCGACUUGUUGUCCUUCACAUCGAUCCAUCGUCAGGAUCUCUUGUCCUUGGGUCAGCUGUAGAUGUUACCAUCGACGCGUUGGGCUCAUCUCUUCCUAAAUCCGAGCCUGCAUAUGCAUUCUUUGCAUGGCCGAAUACCUAUUCAACGAGUGGUCGAGACAUCAUCUACAUAUACUCGUGCCCAUCAUCCUCCCCCGUCAAAUAUCGAAUGACUUACGCAUCGGGUGCCUUGUCUGUGUUCCAGUCCACUAACAACAUACUUGCGACGGCAGAAUCAACAUGCGCUCUGGCUUCGCGGAAGAUACAGACGUCAGACCCAGCAGAGCUCGGCGAAGCUUUUAUCAUGGCUGAACUGGGAUACAUUUCUCGUGAGGAUGAAGAUACCAACACGCAACCGCAGCCGGAGGUGGUAAAGUCAUUCGCUAAACCCAAAGGACCUGGCAGAAGGCGAUAAGAAUGUUGAAAAUACAAUCGCAGGGUUGCUGUAAUUUUACGUGAUACCAAAAGGACAUUGGGCUUGUUGGAUACUAUUCGCACAGAAUCAGAAUGAACAAUAUUCUCAGCUGAAUCGUGAGUUGUACAAUAAAUAUGUACUUACGGAU